AGGUGUGGCCAUGGGGCGAAUACUUCCUUGUCAGGUUGUGAACACCAUUAUGUAAAAUAUACUUAGCCAGCUGAGGAAAACACAGCCUCAGUUUGAGGACUACAGAAAAUUGUUUUUGCAGUCCGAACUAUUUCAGAUAACUACGCUAGCUCGAGGCUCAAAAUUCUGACUGUCAAAUUGCAAUUAAUUGUCGCUUCUCUAUUGGUUUUGACAAACUUAAUAGCUUGUAAGUCACAUAUUGCGGCGAGUACUGCAGUUGUAGGACCGACCGACAGUAAGUUACCUUCUAUUUUGAAAAAUAUUGCAAGGGAAAAUAGAUAGCUAGCCACUCGCAUAUUGCAUUACAGGUUCGGUUGCCGAGGUCCUUGUGGGAGCAGAUGUAAAUUUACUGUGCAACAUUGGGGGUCUUUGGAAAAGGCUGUCGUUGAAGCAGGCAUUCAUCCGGACAUCGAUAACUUAUUUCAUCCUACGGGCCAGACAAGAUAAACCAAGUUAGAUGUGGUGUUAUUUACCUUGAGCCCAGGCCUAUUUGGGGGCGUUUCUGUGAAAUCCAGGAUGUUGGGACUUUUGGCCAGGACGAUGAUGACUAAGACAUGUCUCGUGAAAUCGUCCACCUUGGUGAAGCCGGUGUCGGUGACGAAGAUCCCCGGCCGUUACUUGGCCCAUCAGGAAGGCCUGCCCAAGCUGCCGGUGCCGCCCCUGAAGCAGACGUGCGAGCGCUACCUGGCCAUGCUGGAGCCCGUCAUUAGCGAGGCUGAACUGAGCCACACUCGCCAGCUGAUGGCGGAGUUUCUGCGGGCGGGUGGCGUGGGAGAGAGGCUGCAGAAGGGUCUUGAGCGCCGUGCCCGCAAGACGGAGAACUGGUUGUCGGACUGGUGGCUCCAAACGGCCUACCUGGAAUUUCGGAUGCCCGUGGUGGUCUACUCAAGCCCUGGGGUGGUUCUCCCUCGCCUGGAGUUCCACGAUCGACAGGGACAGAUCAGGUAUGCUGCAAAACUGAUUGCAGGGGUCUUGGACUUCAAAACUAUGAUUGACAACGAGACCUUACCUGUGGAGUACCUGGGCGGGAAGCCUCUCUGUAUGAACCAGUACUACCAGGUCCUGUCCUCCUGCCGUAUCCCCGGGCCCAAGAGAGACACGGUGGUCAACCACGCCCUGGGAAAGAGACCGCCCACACACGUCACCGUGGUGCACAACUUUCAGUUCUUUGUUCUGGAUGUGUAUAACAGUGAUGGCACACCACUGACAGUAGACCAGCUGUACAUGCAGCUGGAGAAGAUCUGGAACUCCUCCCUCCAGACCAACAAAGAGCCAAUCGGCAUCCUGACCUCCCAGCACAGAAACACCUGGGGGAAGGCCUACAACAACCUCAUUAAGGAUAAGGUGAAUAAGGAGUCCGUGCGGGUCAUCCAGAAGAGCAUCUUCACCGUGUGCCUGGACGCGCCCAUGCCGCGCGUGUCAGACGAGCUCUUCCAAACCCGGGCCGCCAUUCAGAUGCUGCAUGGCGGGGGUAGCCGAUGGAACAGUGGGAACCGCUGGUUCGACAAGACCCUGCAGUUCAUCAUUGGAGAAGACGGAUCAUGCGGCCUUACCUAUGAGCAUGCCCCUGCCGAAGGACCACCCAUUGUGUCUUUGGUGGACCAUGUGGUCGAAUACACGAAGAAGUUGGAGAUGGUGCGCUCCCCCAUGGUCCCCCUGCCCAUGCCGCAGAAACUGCGCUUCAACAUCACCCCUGAGAUCAAGAAAGACAUCGAAAAGGCCAAGCAGAACAUGAAUAUAAUGGUGCAUGAUCUGGAUAUGAAGGUCUUUGUGUUUUCCCACUUUGGCAAAAACUUCCCCAAGUCCCAGAAGAUGAGCCCUGAUGCCUUCAUCCAGAUUGCUCUGCAGCUGGCCUACUUCAGGAUGUACCAGGCCUGCUGCUCCACGUACGAGAGCGCGUCCCUGCGGAUGUUCCGGCUGGGCCGCACCGACACCAUCCGCUCCGCCUCCAGCAGCUCGCUGCGCUUCACCAGCGCCAUGGACGACCCCGCCCAGCAGAAGCCAGAGAAGGUGGCGCUGUUGCACAAGGCGGUACAAGCCCAUCGAGCCUACACAGACAUGGCGAUCCGUGGCCAGGCCAUCGACAGGCACCUGCUGGGGCUGAAGAUGCAGGCCAUCGAGGACCUGGCCUCCAUGCCCGGGAUCUUCAUGGACACGGCCUACGCUGUGGCCAUGCAUUACAACCUCUCCACCAGCCAGGUUCCGGCUAAGACGGACUGUGUGAUGUGUUUUGGGCCAGUGGUUCCGGACGGGUACGGCGUGUGCUACAACCCCAUGGAGGAGCACAUCAACUUUUCUGUGUCGGCAUUCAACAGCUGCGAGGACACCGAUGCCGCCAAGCUCGCUCAGGGCCUGCGGGGGGCGCUGCUGGACAUGAGGGACCUGCUGGAGCAGACGCCCCAGGCCAAGCUGUGAGGAGCUGGACGCAUUUCAGAAAGGCGGACUCCUUCACUCCCUGCAGGGGUUGAACUGUGGAGCUCCAGGCCUGAGGCCUAUAAUGUGCUCACCUGUGCUUACAGCACUUACAGGUGGAACAGGCCCUACUGGGUGGAACUCAGACGGGCCAUUUUUGGGGCGAUGGAUUUGGGACAUGUGGAGAGGGUUUGACUUGACACUAAUUAAAUUAGUGAAAGAGAAACAGUCUGAAGAGUUGUCUUUUUUUUUUUUUUUUUUUUUUUUUUGCCUGAUAUGGAAAGUGCAGGUGCGUCUCGUCCUGUGUCUCGAGUCAUUCUUAUUCAGCCACAGGAGCUGCCAACUGACAACAGAACUGACUGAGUGCCUCAGCACCCUCCCUUAAUCCCAUGCGAAAAGUCCCUUUGGACAGUGUUGACUACAUAAUAUGACCUGAUUGGAGACUUUUAACUGUGUAUGUGUAAACACAAUUCUGCUAAAUGAGUUGAGUAGUGUAUAUGUAAAAAAUUAAGAAAUCAUAAUAACAAUUGAAUAAAACAGAAAGGAGUAGAUAUUAAUGCAUAGAGCUUUGAAUAUUUAAAAGAAGUGGCCCUGCUCAAAUGGUUUGGGGCAAUCUGUUUUUUCAAAAUAGUCAACUGUUCUUUUUUUAUUUUUUAUUUUUUAUUUUUUGUUUACCGUGUGGUUUUGUUCAUUUUGCCACAAGAUUGAUGAUUUCCUGAUUGGCCUGUUUUUCCGCCCAGUUAAGGUUGUUGAUCCUGUAAUUUUGUCUGGGUCGCAAAAUGAGAUUCAAAAGACUGGAUUGUUUUAAGAAAGGGAUGUGUGUGUUUUUGAUGAUGGACAUUUUAGAAUGUGUGCCAAGUUUACAUGUGAUGGGAAAAGAGGAUUUAAACAGGAUACUUGUUAUCUGUUCAUUCACAACUCCGUUUCCUUUUUAUUUCUCAUAUUUCAUUAUUUUAAAAUAACACGUGCAGUGCACUCAAUAAAUCUUUCUAUUGCAGAGCUGGGAGAAAAACUGAAAAAGAAAAUUUGCUAUUGCACAAUGGAAGACAACAGCAAGAAGUCAAGUAUUUUAAUGUGGGAGUUAUGCAUUCAUUUACGUUGUUUGGUUACGAUGUUAGAAAUAUCUAUACUUUUUUGCAGCACUUAUAUUUCUUGGUUUUACUUCACUUUCUUGGUUGCACUAUAUUUUUAAUUCUGUAAGGUUUCAGAAUGGUUUUAAUAUGCAGACAUUUCACUUUUUAUUUUUCCAUUGCCUUGUAACUUGAUGUCACACUCUUAGUUCUGGUGGGUUAAGAUGAAGGAGUUCUGGGUCGUCCUGAUCUAGCAUGUAAUAUUUAGGUCUCUAAUACAAAAAAAUGAUUUGCUGCUAAAUGCUAAUUGUGUUGAACCCUCUGUUUCAUUCACAGGAAUAGAAUACUCCAAAAAAAAAACUAGCCUUUUUUAAAAUGAUGUUUGUAUAUGCUUCUUCAUAUUUAAAUAAUUUUUAAUGAUAUUUAAUGUGGUUUAUUUUAAGAAAUCUAUGUAAUUAACACAGUUUUUAAUUUAUACAGAAUUGCAUUAGAUCUUAUUUAAUGGAUUUUCCUCUUGCACAGCUCCUGUGCUUCACAACAUAAAACUGAAUUGGUGUGUGUCAAUUGCAUAAUACUCUGAUGCUAAUACUAAUAGCUUUGUCAUAAAUAUCACUGUUAUCUUAAACUUUAUUUUUGUAAUCAUUUCUAUUUUGGGGGGAUGAUCUGUACGUUCAUAUUCUAAAAUGUGAAAAUAAUGCUGCAUGGACAUAUUGCACAUUCAGUGUGUAAAUGAUUCAAUGUCCAUUCUCUGAUUAGUAUUUACAUUUAGUAAUUUAGCAGGAGUGUGCGUGUGCGUGUGCGUGUGCGUGUGCGUGUGCGUGUGCGUGUGCGUGUGCGUGUGCGUGUGCGUGUGCGUGUGCGUGUGCGUGUGCGUGUGCGUGUGCGUGUGCGUGUGCGUGACGAACAGUAAAGGGGUGCAAGAGAGUGAGGCAGUGUGACUGUCAUGACCAAUGAGUUCUGUGCUUUAUUUCCAGGGAACUAUGGGUGUUGCACAAUUUAUCAAAUCCACUCUCAGUACAAUUGAGGCACCAAAAUAUCACAUUAUGGCAGUGAAUAAAAACGGGCAAUUUUACAUUUUCCUGAAUCAAAACAUUUAGAACUGAACUGAAAACAGAAAAAUGUAAUAAAAAACCACAUUGA
Molecule: messenger RNA, 4661 nt
Organism: Anguilla rostrata (American eel)
Lineage: Eukaryota; Metazoa; Chordata; Actinopteri; Anguilliformes; Anguillidae
Gene: crata
Product: carnitine O-acetyltransferase a
Exons: 14
Coding region: 556-2454 (632 amino acids)
Biological process (GO): carnitine metabolic process, CoA-linked
Cellular component (GO): peroxisome
Molecular function (GO): carnitine O-acetyltransferase activity
Source: RefSeq, a predicted model, not a curated record